AUGGAUUUCCCUUCCUUGUAUCCGGGUGCACCCACAAGCCCUCAAAGCUUGUACUUCUACACCGCACCAUCGAGCCCUAUGCAGCCAAACGACCUUGAUCACUCGGCGUCAAAUGGCUAUGAGUUUGAAUUCAAGGUCACUAGCCGGAUGUUUAUCAAUCGUUGUGAGUCUCGAGAAACGUAUCCCUCUUUUUGGUGGACAAAGAAAAAUGAGAAUGAACAGCAACAAAUGUAUCGUUUACCUGGACGGGCUAAAUCAUUUUGUAGCGGGGAGGUAAAUUUGCCUUUGAAACCGCCUCCAAGGAUCCAGAGUACAUCGGUUUCAUCAUCACCAAGCAGGUCUCCAAACUCGUUUCUAAGGAAUCCAUUUGCUCGGUCUUGUGCUUGGAAUGAUGAUUUUGAUCCUUUUCAAUUUGCUUUGGAGAAAGUUAGUGAUGAAACAAGGGCAAGAAUGAGUUUUCAUAGACGGUCACAGUCAUAUUCUGCGUAUCGAACUAGUGGUGUCGCACAUUGGCUCGAUCAUGGCUUGGUGGACCAGAAUAACGAGCACCAUAAGCAAGGGAGAAAGCCUAAUUGUAAGGGAUCCUCGACUUUCGAACAUGGUAUGCGUAUGAAGCCUAACGAACAUUUGAAACCGAGGGGACCAACACUCGCGGAAAUGUUGGAGAGCAGACAACCGGUAUACCCAAGACGUGGCAUUCAUAGUACAGAACCCAUUGCCAAAUUGCGGUCAAAGAAUCCGAUGGUUCGGACGACUAAAGAUCCAAGGUUUGGGAGAAGGGUGAAAGAUUCAGCCCAUGAGCCCAUAAAAGCUAGAAACGAGUCAAAUAGUGGUACAGAAUCAAAGAUGCAUAGAGUGAUGUCUUUUUUGUUCAAGUUAAAAAAGAGUAAUAAUAAUGAAAAUAGAAGAUGGAAAUUACGUCGUUGCUUAGGAUAUGCUCCUAAGAGCCCACCAUUUAUGAAGUAAAAUAGUUUCAUAGGACUUCCUUUAUUUGUGAUUUAAGUAACAUAAAUAUAAAAAUGCAUGUUACUACUUCUA
Erigeron canadensis is the source of this 1038-nucleotide messenger RNA. RefSeq lists its product as uncharacterized. The record is from RefSeq and is a predicted model, not a curated record. NCBI's taxonomy places the organism in Eukaryota, Viridiplantae, Streptophyta, Magnoliopsida, Asterales, Asteraceae. The transcript has 2 exons. Bases 1 to 966 code for a protein of 321 amino acids.